GGCGGAUGCGCUUGCGUGAUGCCGGGUGCGUGUUAUAUCUUCUAAAAUUGGCGUCUUUUCGAUAAGUGAGUUCUAUUUUGUGUGAAAGUGCUGAGAAUUUACACAUCGUUCAACAUUAAAAAUGGUGGCUCGAAGAGGUCGUGGCGCGAAAAGCCAGCCGGCUAAGCCGAAACAAGAUGAAGCCGCGGUAGCGGCAGCGGAGGCGGAAGCCGCCGAACAAAUUGAAAACGCUGAAGACAACAACGGAGAAGCGCAGGUGGAGGGGACCGACGACGCCGCCGGCGGAGAAGGAGUUGCUGAGGAAGGUGACCAGAAGGAUGAAGAACCGAAACCAGAAGAGCCAAAGGAAGAAAAGGUUGAAUCUGGUAAACUGCUCGUGGAGAACCUCCCACCAAGCUUUCUCUUCGACUAUCAAGAAAAACUUAAGGAAAUAUUUUCCAAGCAUGGGGAAGUCACUAACGUCAAACGUGGUCCAAUCAUUGUUACCGAACUGACCACAACACCAACUUUAUCGGCUAUAGUCGAAUUCAAAAACAAAGAUUCCCUGGAAAAGGCGCUGAGCGAGGAGGGCACGGUGGUGGACGGCUGCCCGUUGUCCGUGGCGGUGGAGUCCCGCGCGGAGACGGCCGUGCUGGUGGGCGUGCCGUACGAGGCCAGCACUGACUACGUGCGCCUGCUGUUCGCGCAGUGCGGCGACAUCGCGCACAUACACGAGUUCAGCAAGACCAAGUACAAGAUAUUGCGCGUCACGUUUCACGAGAAGGACGCUGUGGAGAAGGCGCUGAAGUUGGACCGUGAGUUGCGCAUCAACGGCUUCCUGGUCACCGUGUCCAAGUACCGCGAUGAGGACGAGCAGAAGGCGCACUCUGCCAACACUAACAAGAACAAGCGGCAGCACGCGCAGCAGAACCGCAACAACAACGCCGCGCCCACCUCCGCCAGCGCGCCGCCCGCCGCGCGCGCCAACAACUUCCGGCCCCGCGGCGGCGGCGGCGGCUUCAACGGCCGCGGCAACUACCGGGGCGGGCGUGGACGCGGUUUCGGCGCACGCGGCGGUUCGUUCCCGCGCGGCGGGUUCGCACCCGUCAACUCCUACAUGCCGCCGCAGCCGUUCAUGGGGCGUCCGAGCUACCUGUUGUAGCGCACUUGAAAGAGUGAAGAAUGCACACAGCAAGGAUACAUGAACGACGGGCAGCGACCAAACAAGCGGCUCAGGCAAAUGUAACCGUGUUCGUGUAAGAUAUAGUAAGGCAACAUCAGUGUUGUGCUCGUCGUCUGUGUGUGUGUGUGCAAGUGGAGUGUGUCUGCAGAGACAGUGACCGCGGAUAAAUCUAGCUAAUUGUAUUUACUAAGUACACCGGAUGAAAUAUUGAUUUAAUAUUAAUAUUAAUGAUUGUAAACUAUUGUCUUUUUGACAGGUAAUAAAUAAUUACUAACAUUUCUC
Molecule: messenger RNA, 1444 nt
Organism: Pararge aegeria (speckled wood butterfly)
Lineage: Eukaryota; Metazoa; Arthropoda; Insecta; Lepidoptera; Nymphalidae
Product: nucleolin-like
Exons: 9
Coding region: 122-1141 (339 amino acids)
Biological process (GO): mRNA splicing, via spliceosome
Cellular component (GO): cytoplasm; nucleoplasm; ASAP complex
Molecular function (GO): RNA binding
Source: RefSeq, a predicted model, not a curated record